Molecule: messenger RNA, 2403 nt
Organism: Stegastes partitus (bicolor damselfish)
Lineage: Eukaryota; Metazoa; Chordata; Actinopteri; Pomacentridae
Product: leucine-rich repeat-containing protein 15-like
Exons: 2
Coding region: 189-1892 (567 amino acids)
Cellular component (GO): extracellular matrix
Molecular function (GO): protein binding
Source: RefSeq, a predicted model, not a curated record
GAGCGCAAAGAGCUGAGCAAAGAAAAGAGAGAGAUGACGAAGGGCAGGAAAAUGUGAUAGAGCCGAGGGCAGAGCUGGAAACUUUUGAGAGGAUCAGUGGAGCCGAGGAGGAAGAGAGGACGGACAUAAAGAGGCAGCAGCUCGCCGCCGGGGGCUCACUGAUCGCCACAAACUACAGGAGGACCACCAUGGAGCUGCUGCUGACCCUCCUGCUCCUCUGCUCCGUCCACGCCGGCGUCCGGGCCUGUCCGGAUGAAUGUCAGUGUUCAAAAGGCAGAGUCUACUGCAGCGGCCUGCCGAUAUUCCCCUCCGCUGUGCCACCGUCCACCACCACCCUCUACCUUUCCCAGUGCAGCUUUGACUCCCUGAAGUCCGAGGACCUGACUGGUUUCUCCGACACCCUCAGCAUCUUUGCGAUUAAAGACAGCGCUUUGAGGGAAGUGCAUCCCGGCACGUUUGACUCCACUCCGUUAAUGGCCGCCUUGGCGUUUACCGGCACCGAAAUUCAAGAUCUCCCAGAGGCCCUGUUCCAGAAUGUCCAGAACCUUAGCUCUCUGUCCCUUACGAACAAUCGGCUCUCGGCGCUUCGUCCUCAGUGGUUUUCGGCGUUGGGGGCUCUGAGCAAGAUCGACCUCAGCAGGAACCACUUCACUUCCGUACCUGAGGAGACCUUUAACCCCCUCGCCCAGCUGCAGUUCAUUUCGCUUUCUGGAAACAACAUCAGUCAGCUACCUGGGGAGACAUUCAAGGGUCUUUUCGACAUGAGAAUCUUGCGUCUUAACAAAAACAUGCUGCAGGAGCUUCCCCUCGGUAUAUUCGACGACCUUGUGAACCUGGAGGAGGUUUCCCUGCAGGACAACCUGAUCGCCCACCUCCACAGCGACUUGUUCUCCAAAACUCUGAAGCUCAAGAAGCUGUUCCUCUCCCACAACAGGCUCACGACUCUCCCGCAGGGGAUCUUCUUGAACCUGCCCCUCCUCACCCAUAUGUCCCUGUACGAGAACCAGCUGGAGAGCCUGGGCCCGGGCCUGUUCGGACCCAUGGCGCUGCAGGAGCUGUGGCUGUAUGACAACAAGCUGAGUCGCGUGGAGGACGACACCUUCAGGAACCUGACUCAGCUGCGCCUCCUGGUGCUCAGUCGCAACCGGAUCAGCCACGUGUCCAGCGGUGCGUUCAGGGGCCUGGAGCAGGUGGGGGAGAUUUCGCUGCACACCAACCUGCUCACCACGCUGCAGGCCGGGACCUUCCAGGGGCUGCCCGGUCUGGUCAACAUCUCCUUGGAACACAACUUCCUCAGCUCCCUUCCUUCAGGUUUCCUGCAGGGUUUGACCCACCUGGGGCAGAUAGACCUGCAGAACAACUCCUUCCCCAACCUGCCGCAGGAGAGUCUGGACGCCCUCAGUGCAGCCGAUGAGAUUCUCCUGCAGCAGAACCCCUGGAGGUGCGACAAGGACAUUGUUCCUCUGAGGGACUGGCUGAAACGCCACCCGUCCAAGGUCAACCAAACCCUGGUGGUUUGUGAAAGUCCCUUCGCCCUGACCGGCGAGACGCUCACCGAGGUGACGGACGACAUCCUGAAGCUUCUCGCCCCCACGCAGGAACCUGUGUUGACCUCGACGGGGAAAAGGAGGAAACCCAACACGCCUCCGACCAAAAGAACCACAUCCUCGCCCGCCGUGAAGACCACCCCGACCUCGGAGCAGGAGGAGGUCACCAGCAGCGGACAGGACCAGAACACAACGGUUUCCAGAGACACGUCGAUGAUCCUGGUCGUCGUCGCCGUGGUUUGCCUCGCCAUCAUCAGCGCCGUCAUCAUCGGCUGCGUGUGCUGGAAGAGGAACAGGAGCGGGAAAGGAGAUAUCGGUCGCGGGAAUACGAACUCCGUGCUGUAGUCUGGACCACAAGCAACAUCAGCAGGCCGAGGGCUGUGGAAGCCAAGAGGAAACCGCUCGCUGAUCACCGCGGUUUGCUCGGAAAAUGUGGAGCUUAGAGUCGACGGUAGCAGAACGAUCCGCUGCGGCUCGGUUCAGGAGUAACAAGUAAACGGAUUUGCUUUUGACUUCAUUAGCUUUCAGUUUUGAUUAUCAACGAGCUAACUGUAAACACACAAACCUUACAAUCUCAUGGCAGAGCUGGACUUUUUGGUGAAUGUAAACUCGAGUGCACUGAAUCUGUGUGCUUUCUGUUUUUGUUUUUUUAGUGAAUUUAAAUCCGCAUUAAGCCUUUUUUUCUCCUGUUUCUCAGCAUUAAUUUGUGCAACGACUUUUGCGCUAACAACAAUGCAUUUAGCGAACAGUUUAACGUUUUCUUUUUUGGGCUACGAAAUCAAAGAUGUAAUCCGGCUAUAACACAGUUCAAUGCAAAAUGCUUCAAUGUGUUGAAUAAAUGCACAACUUUUAGUGA